AUGCCAGCUGCAAGCAAGGAGCAAUUAUUGGUUAACAAGAAGCGUGGGCAAAAGCGGAGGCGAGCACCCCUGUGCAGGUUGUUCUGGACAAACGGCCCGGGCAUUAAAUUGACCAUGGAGGUCGACAUCUCUGCUUCUGGGCUGGCGCCCAAAGGCCAGGACCCAGACUACUACGCAGUGCUACUGGAACCUGCACACGGGAUGGGCGAGCAAGAUGAAUUCUAUGUCGCUACCAGGCGGCUGCUCUUGGCUGGGAAAGCGGCUGAUGCAAAGCUCAAGCGGCAGAUGUGGAAGUGCAAUGGCGUGAGCUACGUUCAGUACCGGGACUUUCAGCGCUACAAAAAAUAUGGAAGGCAGCCAACCACCAGUGCGUGGUCCGACAUUCCCAUACGGUCUCACUCCCGACAAGGAAGCCUUACCCCUUCAUCACCUGGCCCGCCUCAGAUGUCGCCGUCGGGAGAGGAUUUGAGAAAAAAUCGAGGAGGCAGCUUCUCUAGCCUGUCCCGUACAAUCAGCCGGCGGGACAGCGUGAGCAGCACGACGAGCGAAGCGUCCCAUACUAGUUCUCUCUCUGCGACUAAGGACGAGCCGGCCUACUCCUUCGUGGGCAUGCAAUGCAUCUUCGACGACAGCAAACUGCCGGUGAAUGUAAUCAAGUUUGGGAGACGAAGCAGCGAUGUGCUUGCUUACGCCGGGGGGGACGGCGUGCUACGGGUUUGCUCUGUGGCGGACCCCCCCAGGGUGAUUCUCAAGCUUGUUGGACACACCAAAGAGAUCACGGACUUUGAUUGGUCCUCCAACAACGAGUACCUCCUCUCUUGCUCGCUCGACAAGACGGUCCGCGUUUGGAACGCCACCAGAGGGGACUGCAUCCGGAUCGUCUAUGGCAGCUCCGCACAACUGUGCUGCUGCUUCAACCCCGUAAACAAUAACCUGCUCUUCGUUGGGAAUGCGUCCAGCGAAGUGUCGAUAAUCAAUUUCAGCACGGGCCGCGUCAACCACAAAGCCAGCAUCGACUGCCCCGCUACCGCCAUCGACAUCGAUAACACCGGCCGGAUCCUCUUCGUUGGAGACAACCACGGGACCGUUCACAGUUUUGCCGUCGACGCGCAUACAGGCGCGUUACGGCACGCGCACCGUAACGUGCUUCCGGGCGGCAAAUGGUCCCCGUGUUCCGCAAUCGUCUUCCGCAGCUUUUCCCUGCUCGCGAACGGGCCAGUGCUACUCGCGAGUAUCAGGGACGGAACGUUGCGCUUCUUCAGCGUGGCUGCGGAGGUGGACGGGUACUUAACGCCCAAGGUGACGCUGCAGCUGCAGCCCCGCGCGCGAAACAUCCGGGCGUCCUUCUGCCCGCUGCUCAGCCUGGAAAAAGGGGAGUUCAUCGUUACCGGGAAUGAGGACACCACCGUAUACUUCUACGACUUCAUCAGGCCAGGCCGGGCCUGCGUUAAUAAACUAAUGGGUCAUACCGCUCCCGUCACGGACGUCUCGUGGAACCACGGCGAAAACUUUCUAGCUUCGUGCGACUGCGACGGGGUAGUAAUAGUAUGGAAGCGGACAAAACAAGCAACCGGGAAAGACGUUCCCACGGCUCGGAUGCAUGCCUCUUGAGUGUGCCCAUAAGCCGUUUGGUGAAGAACGUCGACCAAUUUGCUCUGGCUCGAGCGUGAAUCAGGGCGUUCAUCAGAAUGAGUGGGAAAGAUACCAUCAUGCUGAUCGGAUUGGCUAAAUCGACGGCUUUUUUCUUCUGAGCUUUCAAGCACGCAAAUAUCUAGAGUUUGACGUUGGAUCAGAACAAGUCACGGUUCUAUAGAUCCACGAUUGAGCUAAGGUCAUGUUCCGGUCACUUGCAUACGUACAUGGCGAAGAGCAGGCUUAUCCAAGCAUGAGAUUUACAGGCUGAAGGUACGUUGAGCGUACUGUACGGAAAUGUACCUUUUAUGAACGUAAUCGAAACAGACAGACAUGCAAGUGAACUAUUCAAUGUGUAGUGACGGUGUUGGCCCGCA
Molecule: messenger RNA, 2009 nt
Organism: Klebsormidium nitens
Lineage: Eukaryota; Viridiplantae; Streptophyta; Klebsormidiophyceae; Klebsormidiales; Klebsormidiaceae
Source: the annotation of a GenBank genome assembly